Molecule: messenger RNA, 1050 nt
Organism: Necator americanus (New World hookworm)
Lineage: Eukaryota; Metazoa; Nematoda; Chromadorea; Rhabditida; Ancylostomatidae
Exons: 9
Coding region: 1-1050 (349 amino acids)
Source: RefSeq, a predicted model, not a curated record
AUGUCAUCAAUGUAUAAAAUUCCUCCGUUGAUGCCAGACGAUUUUGAUGUGGAGCCCAUUGACAUCAUGUACUCCAUCCCUACUUAUCACGGCUCGCAGUCCUCGAUGAAGGAGUCGGAUGUAGGAUGCAACGGACUUCCGGAUGACCUUAAUGCUCCAGUGAAAGCAAUCGAAAGGAAACAGCAAUCGCUGCUGAAGUCGAUCAAAGAUUUGGGGUCAACAUUGGACGCCUUGUUGCACGAAAUGAGAAAAUGUGGCGCUAGCCUGAGCGCGCCUGAGAAGAACACACCAGACGAAUUCGCUGCAUCUGUUUCUGAAUCUUCGGUGAAAGCUGGUGGAAAGAAAGACAAGGAUGCUAAGAAAGAGGCCCGUAAAGCUGCAAAAGCAGAGGCUAAGAGCAAAGUCGUGUCUUCGUCUGGAACAGACAAAACUUUAGAACCAGAAUCAGGAUAUCAGUGGGUUAUUCAUGAGGAAAAGCGAUCAACAGAAACAGGGCAGUCUCUUACUGCAUGCUUGCCUCCGGGACUCACUGAUUUCGAAAAGAAGAAGCUAGGAGAGCUUACUCUGUACGCUACUGAAGCAGAUAAGCCGUGGAUUGAAGUGCUUGCUCAUGUAGGCGACAAAAGAAAUGUUGCAUUUAAAGGGGAGGUGUCGAACAUCUGUUCGAAUGCCUCUACCUCUGUGGUUGUUUCAUUUGGAGAAAAAUUCUCAGCAGCAACGUCUGAAAGGACUCUAACAUGUCGAGUAUCCACGUGGAAGUUCUUAGGCUCUGCUCUAGGUCUAUUUUCGUUUAAAUCCAAUCAUUCCGUACAUUCGAUUCAUCAGCAUAGAUGGCUUUCUAAGGUGGAUCUGGUAAUGUCUGGGAAGCUUAGCAGAGACGAUAUUAUUCGUGAAGCAAGUAAAUUUUUGUCGCAAUUUGAUGCGCUCGGGUCACAAUUCGACUUUGGCAUCGCUGAUCUCGUCGCCAAGUCAGUGCUUAUUGGUACAUCCUCUGCUAUUCUUCCUAAUAAUGUUGAGUUGUGGUCGAGAAGAAUGGAUAGCGUCAUAUAA